This is a messenger RNA of Erigeron canadensis, 562 nucleotides long. Its product is annotated as selenoprotein K-like. The transcript is spliced from 4 exons. Gene Ontology annotation, biological process: calcium ion transport; endoplasmic reticulum calcium ion homeostasis. The coding region runs from base 118 to 417 and encodes 99 amino acids. Lineage: Eukaryota; Viridiplantae; Streptophyta; Magnoliopsida; Asterales; Asteraceae. Gene Ontology annotation, cellular component: Golgi apparatus; endoplasmic reticulum membrane. The record is from RefSeq and is a predicted model, not a curated record.
AUUUUCCACGUGUAACACCCCACUCAAAGUCUCAUAUAAAAUCGAGUUUUCCAACCAAAAUUCGCCGAUCUUAAGCGCGAGCGAGAAGACUCUGGAAGUCAACGAACGUGUUCCUCCAUGGCAUACGUCGAACGAGGUGUUGUGAAAUCCAAGCGAACCAUAUGGCGACUCAGAACGCUCACUGAUUUCUUUUGGUCCAUCGUUAAUUUCUUCCGUGUGUUCUUCAUGACUAUGUUUUCGAUGGAGAAGUCUGAUGGUUAUAAGAAAAGCUCAGGUAGCAGCAGCAAAUGGGGUGGCGGGGGUCCUGGAGGUGGCCCGUAUGGUGGUGGGCCACGUGGACCCCCACGUGGGUUAGACAACGUUAGAGGCAUUGACCACAGCUCUCUUCCAGCUUGUGGAUCUUGCUGUGGAGGUUAAUAUCAUAGCUGAUACUAAUUUGUAUGCCAUCUUUUAUAAUGCUCAUGUACACACUUCCAUUCUUAUAACUUUUUCAUAGUCAUUUACUCUGUUCAAAUAACAUCUUUGUCCUUUAUGCCUGUAUAAUAUCAUCUAGUCCUUUCAA